Molecule: messenger RNA, 2915 nt
Organism: Pieris napi
Lineage: Eukaryota; Metazoa; Arthropoda; Insecta; Lepidoptera; Pieridae
Gene: Epp
Product: ecdysteroid-phosphate phosphatase-like
Exons: 11
Coding region: 60-1553 (497 amino acids)
Molecular function (GO): protein binding
Source: RefSeq, a predicted model, not a curated record
UUAAAGUGGAUACAUAUGAACAUUUGGAUGCGCUGGGUGCUUGUUUUCCAUGGUGUACUAUGGCUCAAGAGAAAGACAUAUCUACAAAUCUUGAGGCCCAUGUAAAAUCCUUACACAUAACACUAGCAUACCACUUUGAGGCCUCAGCGUAUGAUGCAUUGAAAAAACUUGUUGAGGAAUUAAGACCUGAGGCACUUAGCAGUUGGGAACUAAGAUUGUACUCCCGGGACCCUCGUUUUGCUAAUCACCUGGUCCAUAAAGUGACGCAAAGUUACAUUCCAGUAGCAAAUGAUGAAUUGGAACUAGUAAUUGGAGAUUAUAUUUAUAUUGAGGAAAAACAAUUUGACAGCAGUCCGGACGGCUGGGUUCAUGGCACGUCUUGGCUCACAGGCGUAAGCGGCUACUUACCGGCUGUAUAUACGCAACGCACGGCCGAGUCGGACGCGUGGACGCUGCACCGCGCGAUCACAUUGGGGAAUAAUUUAGGUGCAGAAUCGAAGUCGGAGUCUGAAACUGAUGCAGAUAUGGCCAGCUAUCCUCACGAAGAUGCCUCCAAUCUCGCCCAGGAAAAGUCUGAAGAUACCUACAAAGAUUGGGAGAAAUACUGGAAAGCUGUAACCUUCGACAAGGCUGAGCCAGGAAUUUUGAAUGUUAUAGGAGAUAGGGGACUCGAUUUAAAAUCGGAAAAGGCAUGUGGUAACGGCGACACUGCGUCAAUGGGGGACUGUAAGGAGGCAAAAGCGAAAGAUGGAAAGGAACGUCGGUGGAUGUUAGGGAUGCGUCACGGCGAAAGGGUCGACUUGACUUACGGCGCUUGGGUGCCUUACUGCUUCGAUGAUAAUGGGACUUACGUCAGAAAAGACCUUAACAUGCCGAUAAAGUUGGGCGAAAGGAAAGGGGGGAAAGACUCGUAUGCGCUGGACACUCCGUUGACUCGGGUUGGACACCUGCAAGCUCAGCUGGUGGGUGAAGGCAUGCGUCUGAAUGGCGUCACAGUCAAACACGUGUACGCAUCCGCUGCGCUACGUUCCAUUGAAUCAGCCCAUAGCUUCCUGCUGGGUCUACAGGCAGAUCCAUCUGUAAAGAUUCGUGUUGAACCAGGAUUAUUUGAAUAUAAGAUGUGGUAUCUGACUAAAGGAAUGCCAACCUUCAUGACGCCUCAGGAACUUCACGAUGCCGGAAUUAAUGUUGACGUCAAUUACAAACCCUAUAUUGACUUAGACCCUAAAACCCCAGAGACCUUGGAUGAUUUCUUUAAACGAAAUGAAUUGGUUAUGCAAUCGGCUUGGAAAGAAUCUCAGGCUGAAGGUGGCAACAUUAUGUUCGUCGGACACGCGGCAACACUAGACAUGAUGGUGUUGGCAUUUAAAAGAUUGGCGGAAGGCAAAACUGACGAACCCAACUACCAGAUCAGUCAGAAUCUAUUAAGAGUACCAUACUGUGCGGUUGGGGCCGUACGAGACAACCCUUGGGAGGUAGUUUCUCCUCCCUGCCCUCCGUCCAUCAACUCCAGCUCAGCCAGAUUUAAUUGGAAAAUGCAUCUUGAUGUAUAAAUUCCAGACCAGAGCCAGAACUCCCAGAAAAAUUGUGAUUGUAUGCUUGAUUUGGAUUAGUUAGGUAAUUGCUACAACUUACAUUUUUUAGUUGGUUUUUUGUUAGAAAUAGUUAAUCUUUUACAAGGGGAAGUUUUAGCAAACUGCUUUUUGCAGGAAAAAUUGCGCAAAUUUCUUUGAACCAGGAACUGAGACAUAGUUAACUGCUGACUUAAAAUAAAUAUUGGUAGUCAGAUUGUCUUAGGGGCCGUUCAAGUAUUACGUAAGCACUAUAGGGUAUUCCUUUGAUUUUCUUAUUUGGUGAUUACUUCAACAGUAAUUAUUUACUUUUUUACACACAUUACCCACACAUUGUCUUCGAAAUGCAUUUUAGAGGAUUCCUACAAAAAAAUAAUACGUAAUUGAGAGCUUUGCUUACUUUUUCUGACAAGAGGAGGGGGAAAUAGAUUGCAGUAAAUCUGCUUACGUAAUAUUUGAACGGCCCCUUAUUCAACAAUAGUUAUUAUUACCUUAUUUAACAUAUGUUAAAUUUUAUGUUAUUACAUCCACAUAAUUUGUGGCAUUUUUAUAUUCUUAGGGACAUGGAGUUUUCUUAUGUCCCGGUUUAUGUUUUAGUACAAAUAGUAUUUUCUGAGUGUAAAUACUUAAAUAUAAAAAUAGAAGGUUGAAGAAAUUCACAUCUCCCUGAUUCCUUGUUAAGUAUUAUAAGCCAGGAUUUGUGUAUGGCUGAUGAGGCUAUAAAAUUAGUUAAAAUCGUAUGUCAAUUUGAAUCAUUUACUAUUAUAGUAUUAAAUUAUAUGGACUUUCAAACAGAUAAGUAUAGAUUUUACGAGGUCAACUGAAAAUAGAAAUGACCAUAGUUUUAUUGUUGUAUGAAGUUUGAAAAUAGUCCCUGAAUAUAGAAAUUCUUUAGUCACUUUUCAGCAUUUGUGAUAAAGUUUUGUGAGAUCAUAGUAACCUCUUGAUAUAGAUGGUUCAGGACUUGGGUUUUGACAUACAUACAACUAUAUGGUCCGGGAUUCAAUAUUGUCAGCAUAACAUGGAACUUUUGAGUAGGAAGCUACGGAUGGAUCUCUUAGUGAAUUUAAAAAAAAUUGUGCUUGAAACACUAAAAAUGUGUCCUUUCCCUCAUGGGGGACUUAUUCCUUUCUUGAUGAAAGCUAUUUUUUAUGUUAAUUAAGUUAUAUUUUUAACCAUUAUUUUAUGUUCAACUAUGUAUUGCAUUGUGGACGCCCUCUGCCCCAUCUAGGGGUUAUGGGACAUUAAGUAUAUAUUGUAUCAAUGUACUGAAAAGAUCUUAAUUAUAAGUGUAAGGUUUAUAGCAAGAAGAUUUAUUCUUUGUGUAAUAAAAUAUAUUUUUAA